This is a messenger RNA of Macroventuria anomochaeta, 3005 nucleotides long. Its product is annotated as tRNA nucleotidyltransferase. Gene Ontology annotation, molecular function: RNA binding; ATP:3'-cytidine-cytidine-tRNA adenylyltransferase activity. The record is from RefSeq and is a predicted model, not a curated record. Gene Ontology annotation, biological process: tRNA 3'-terminal CCA addition. Lineage: Eukaryota; Fungi; Ascomycota; Dothideomycetes; Pleosporales; Didymellaceae. The coding region runs from base 1 to 2742 and encodes 913 amino acids. The transcript has 2 exons.
AUGGCUUCAGAAACAUCAACGAAAAUCGAGGUCCAACUCGAGUUGACCGAAGUGGAGACUAAGCUUCGUCAACUGCUGUUGGACGUAGCUGCCUACAUUGACGAGCAGCCCACCUCAAAGGCAACUGCGGUGGAGGCACCGGAGAGCCUUGCAAACGAGAAGAUCGUAUUACGGUGGACAGGAGGAUGGGUGCGUGACAAACUGUUGAAAGUGGGAAGCCACGACAUUGAUCUUGCCAUCAACAAAAUGACCGGCGAACACUUUGGGCUGAAGCUGCAAGAGUACCUGGAAAUCCCCGGCAAUGCUGAGAAACACGGCUUGAUCGAGAAGAGCGACAAGACGGACAAGCUUAGCAGCAGAGACAAGGCAAAGAGAGUUGCACCCGGCCUUCACAAGAUCGAGGCGAACCCUGAGAAGUCCAAGAACCUAGAAACCGCAACAACAAACAUCAUGGGCAUCGACUUGGAUCUUGUCAAUCUAAGGAAAGAGACCUACAACGAGAUCUCUCGCAAUCCGCAGAUGGAGUUCGGUACUGCUGAAGAAGAUGCUGUACGUCGAGACGCUACAGUCAACGCCAUGUUCUUCAACUUGCACACAUGUCAGGUAGAAGACUUCACCGGACAAGGCUUCGAUGACAUGGCAGCGAAGAUCAUCAGGACUCCUCUGGAACCUGUUCAGACCUUCAAGGAUGAUCCGCUUCGAGUACUGCGUUUGAUACGCUUUGCUAGCAGGUUGGACUACACUAUCGAACCGGAGACAGAGAAGGCUAUGGCAAAUCCCGAGAUCCAGGACGUCCUCAAGAUCAAGAUCAGUCGAGAGCGCGUAGGCAUCGAGUUAGAAAAAAUGCUGAAGGGUCCUCGACCCCGUAUGGCGCUCGAACUCAUCAACCGAUUCGGCCUCUACAGAACCGUGUUCACAGACCCCACAAGAGAGCUUCCAGCUGAGCCUGACACAAGCUUGUUUCAGCCAGCUUUCGAAUUCGUUGACUCUAUUGUCCACGGCGGCUCCAAGACUUCAGUCAUCGCAGACCACCUUCUUCGCAAUGCGGACGAGCAGUACCUCGCAUGGAUCUGCGCAACCAUGAUACCAUGGGCUGACGCGCCUACCGUUCCCCAUCAGAAGCCUCUGCAGCGGCCUUACUUCUCUGCUUAUCUUGUCGCUCGUGAAGGCUUCAAAGCUCCAAACAAAGUCUGCGAUGUCGUUGCUGCUUCGCUAAGUAGCAGCGAGGAGAUUCGCAAUCUAGUGGCGCAAUGUGCACGGGGCCUGCAAAGACCAGACACUAUCAAUCCCUUAAGCGAUGCGACUGCUCGAGACACAUUGGGUAUGGCCAUUCGCCGUUGGGGCUCGACAUGGAGGACACAAGUUCUGUUCAACUUGAUCUACGAGGUUGUGCUCGGCAACACAUCGCAGGAGCAACUGCUCCGCUCAUACUCCUCAUUCCUUUCGCACCUCGCCAAGCUCGAGAUCCUUGACGCAGACACUUUCAAGCCCCUCCUCAAAGGCACUGACCUCGCCAAAGCCCUCUCCAUCAAGCCGGGCCCUUGGAUGAAGGACGCUCUCGACAUAGUUAUGGCUUGGCAACUUCGCGAACCUUCUACUACUGACCCGGCCGAAGCCAUUGAGGCCGUCAAAAAGGCCAGAGAGAGUGACAGUGAGCUUCCCCAACGCCUCGCCUCGCACUUCCUCAAGCUUACCAUCCCACCUUUCUUUCCACAGACUAAGUCGACGAACACAUUCGAAGUAUCGCAAAAGCCCGCUCUGUGGAAAGACCCCCACAAUGAGUUCGUCCUAUGUCUGUUGGGUUGGUCAAUUAGCGCGCUCGAUCGAAAGGCAAUAGAACAGAACUGGCAUCUACUAGUCCCACCCACCCUAAAGAUACUUGAUGACACGGAGGCCAAAUCUAAAGCAAGAGGAUGCCAGCUCCUCUCUCAACUACUCCUGACCCUGGAGCUCGGAACAGAAAGGGAGUCCGAUACGCCCAGCAGCUCCUCAAGAUUCAACUCCGGCUUCGCCACGCAAACAUCCGCAGCCUUCCUCGCCCGCACAGGCUACCACGAAGUAUUCGCCUCCACUCUCUGGCCUCUACUAACGUACAUCCCCUCCUUAACUCCCGAAGCCGAGUCUGUCACGAUCUUCAAAUAUGUCUACAAUCCAUUGAGUUCUCUCGCGGUGCUAUCCACAACACCCGAUAAAAGAAACAAAUUCCUGGACAAGCUCAUGCGCGAAGGCGUCCUCGCACCUCUGUCACACUUCCCCACGCCUUCCACAUAUCCCAGUCUUGCGCGUCAGAUCCUGCAUCAGAUCGGCGAGAUCGCGACCCUCCUCGAAAUUGAGACCGUCAAGCAUCUUCCUAGCCUCAUUCCUUUACUUACGAGCAUCAUGCACGACCCCUUCAUUCUGAGCCACAAGGAACUCACCCUUGCAGCCGUAGUGGCAAUGCAGGCUUUGGUUCAGACUUGCUGGCCGAGGAUCCCAGCACAUAGAGGAGCAAUUACACUGGGGUUAUGUGUUUUGAAGGGUCGCAUUGACGAAGAGAUCGGCGGUGAAGAGAAAGCAGACGAAGAGAACCGUGACUGGGUUCUCAUAAGGACUAUCCGCGAAGAGCUAAGGGACACGGCGGAGUGUCUGGACGCGGCGCUGAGCCAGAGUGAGGUCAAGGACGAGUGGGAGAUGGAGAAGAGGGAGUUGGCGGAGGCGGAUGGGGGGUUGGUGGGGUUCUUUGAGGAGAAGGCUGUCGAGUAGAUUCAAUGCAUAGUUGUCAUAUUUCGAGAUCCAGUUCUAGCAGUGCAAGGGCAUGGUCUGAAGCUUUAUUUCUUGUGAUUACAAAAAUGGUAUAUGCGCAAUAUCUGGCUCUGGAGCGUGCGCAAGGGUCUAGCUUUGAAGACUUGGUGGUGCUUUUCGCGUUGUAACGGUGUUGAUGCUGGCCAUUAUUCGUAUCUUGUUAUGCAGAUGGAAAUGAGAACGCCGAUAGAUGCAGAUGUGAUAUAAGACGCCGAAGCAUGUUU